Haliotis rufescens (red abalone) is the source of this 10030-nucleotide messenger RNA. RefSeq names its product helicase with zinc finger domain 2-like. Bases 874 to 7764 code for a protein of 2296 amino acids. NCBI's taxonomy places the organism in Eukaryota, Metazoa, Mollusca, Gastropoda, Lepetellida, Haliotidae. Gene Ontology annotation, molecular function: 5'-3' DNA helicase activity; RNA binding; RNA nuclease activity. The transcript is spliced from 22 exons. The record is from RefSeq and is a predicted model, not a curated record.
UCAACCAAGUCAGCGGGCCUGACCACCCGAUCCUGUAAGUCGCCUCUUACGACAAGCACAGUCGCCUUUUACGGCAAGCACGGGUUGCUGAAGACCUAUUCUACCCCGGAUCUGACAGCAACUUGUGCAGUAAUCUAUAUCUCCAUGUAGAAAUUGAUCACCAGCUUACCCAGGCGUCGCAUGCAGCGUUCUAUGGCAAUCAGCUCACUUAGUAAUGACUAUGUUACAUAUAUAAAUAGAACAGUGCAUUGUGGGGCCAUGACCACAGGACCACAUACAAUUCAACACAUUUGGUAUGUGCUGACCGUUUGACUGUUUCAUAAUUAUUCUUCCUCGGUUUAUAUCAUACUCUACAGUCCUAAACUGCACAAAGCGUAAGGCAUUACAUAAAGCUUUUGUGCGACAGUAUACACAUCGACCGUGCACUUCUUAGUACACGCCCACCUAGUUCAUAAUAAACGUUCAUUUCUUGGAAAUGAGCCAACAAUCACGUGAUAUGCACUUCUGAACUCGACAUGAAAUCAACACCGUCAAAUCAGCUGAUAUAGCCUUGAUCACGCACCUGUUCACUUGACAUAACAUGGAUUUAGAUUUUGGAGCAUUUGAAUAUGUCUGUGGUAAGUGUUAUUUAUAACAUUAAUCGUGAUCCUCGUAAUUUCGAUGACAAUCUACAACCAAUCCAAAGGUUACUUUCGUUUCGAUUUGGCUUUUUAUCCUAUUGUCCAGUUCCAUGAAAAGCCAUAAUAGCACUAUGUAAGGCAGAUCAACUCUUCCCUUCCCAGAACAGCAAAUCUGAUCGUCAUGCCCGAGAACAAGCUUUUCUGAAGCAGCGAGAUAUUUUGUCGCCUCUUGUUUAUACUAUAUGCAGUCAGAAUGUCAAACGACCUGGUCAGAGGUUCAGAUGAGCAGUCCGAUCCAGCGGCCGACCAGAGGCACAGAGACUCCGACCACGUGGAGAUCAUCUAUGAUCGCCACGAAGGGCAAGCUGACAUCUCCAAUAAUGCAGCGACGUUAGAAGCACAUCCAUCCUCACCGCCAUCCUUUCCCUAUGUGUCUGCAACGUUUCAGCAUCAACACCAACCACAAGACCAAAUGGCAGUCUCCCCACACGCUCAGUAUCAGCCAGAACAAGACGUUUCGUCUAUUUCUCGUGUUCAACACCAAACACCACCCCCAACCUCACCAGGGCUUCACAACAACCACCAACUACCACUACCACCACCAUCAUUUCCGGUGCUGCAGCAUCGGCUCCCACUUCCACCCCUACUCCUGCUUGUACCUGUGAUGAGUUCCCAGCGCCAGCCCCAACCACUCCGAGCACCUAUCGGCUUACCAUUUGAGAGUGCUCAGUACCUUGCUUCGUCCAUUUCUCAUUUUCAGAAUCCUCCCUCUCUUACUCCGUCUCCGCUUGCAUCAUUCCCUGCCUUAUUAGGCAGUGAGCCAAAGGUGUUUAAACCACAGGAGACUGAACUGGAGAUGGUUGUUCGUGAAGCUGUUGAGAAGGUCCAGGAUGGAAGCUUUGAUGAACAUGCUGCGGGUAAAUUCAAGAAAGCGGCGAUGACUGCGAUAUCAGCAACUACUGCAAGUAACAUGUCGACAACGGCAAGGUUCAGUCAACUAGUAUGUGCAAGACUCAACAGACUCUUCAUGCUGGAGAGGUGCAGUCAAGUUCUGAAUGGCCUGCGAUUUCUGUACAAUGCAUUGACUUUGACCGGGGAGCUGGAAGUGUACAUGCACGACGACCCUGAGGAGGAAGAUAUUGAGGUGAAGCUAUCAGAGGAAUUCGAGAAGAUAGAAACCUCCCUGUGGAAAACUGUGUUCUAUAACACACAGUUUACUGCUUACCGCUAUGAGGAGCUGCUUCAGCUGUUGUUGGAGUUACGCCUGAUGGUACAAAAUACCUACAAAGAAAACCCCGGCGUGUGUUGUCUCACCUCCCUCAGUGUGUUCAAAGCGUACCGCAGGAUGAGGCUUCAUCCCAACAACCUCAUUGGCAAGACAAAACAUUUGGUCCUUGUGAUAGCCAAAUGUGCUUAUGAAAAGGGGCUGUAUGCAGCUGCUGGAAAGAUGGCGAAAGUCGCUGCGGAGAUUUACUUUGACAUGGAUGACAGUGAUGCCCUAGAAGUGUGGUCAAAGUGCUGUCACAACCGUGGGGACAUGAGACUGGCGGUUCAGUGUGCGGAACUGGCGCUCGCCUCCUGUCAGGACAGAUUGGGAGAUGAGAAACGCCGUCUUCAGAAAUACUUAGAUUCCUUGCGCCAAGAAAGCCAAAUGGCUUCACAUCCUCAUCCUACACCUGAAGCAAACCCAGAAUGGCUCCAAGGCCAAAACGUUUUGCACAACGCACUGAAGUCACAGCAAGAAAAGGCACAGAAAGUGAAAGCUGAAUAUAAGAAAAAGAAAAACAAAACGAAAGCCAUACCAAAAACAAGGUUAUCACAAAAUGCUGCACAAGACAAGAUGCCCCAUUCAGACUUGACUCUUAAGGCUAUUCAGCAGCCAGCUGAACCCCAAACAUACCGCCCAUAUGCAGCCCAGAGACACCAUGAGGAAGUUGUGAUAGAGGUUGAUCCCUGGGAAGAGCUCAGCGGGGAAGAUGGAGAAGGGUUAGAUCCUCCACCAGAGGCAUCCGUUGACUGGUCUGAAUCUGAAUCUGAAGAGGAAGAAGUUCAUAAAGAUGAUGCUCAAGAAGAAAGAGUGAGAAAAACAUGGUUUGAAGAAAGUCAGGAGUUGUACGCUAAAGGAGGGGAAGAGGAUGAACUUGUUACUGGAGAAGGGUUAGAAAUUAACUACAUUUGUAAGCCUGCACAAACAGGACGGGGUUUGCGGUAUCACCAACUGAAGGACAAGGCUAAACUAGAAGAUAUAUUGGCCACCGACCCAGAAAGGUACAAGAGGUGUCGUAUAGAACUGGAUGGUCCUCAUCGAGCUACCUGUAAAGUUUUGGAGGCUGAACAGAAAAAUCACAAAAUAGAGAUUCAUGGUCGUGGAAAAUGUGGCCAAACAUUCAACAAUGAUGAAGUUGUGGUUGAAAUCUUGAACCCAGAAAAUGACAAUAGUGACACAGUCUUUGGAAGCGUUGUUGGUACUCUCAGCAGCAAGUUUCAAGAUUUGGACUUUCCACUGCUAGCAUGUAGCAACAAUCCAAAAGAGGUGAAUGUAAUGCAUCCAUUGUGUAGAAGUGUUCCAAAAAUCUAUAUCUGGACUGGAAGAACAAGAGAGAACCAUCAGGAACAUAAAUACAGAAUUGAUGUCUACAAAAUUGGUCACAAAAGAAAACUUGAGUUUGAUAAAUAUUUCGACAUUUUGCCGAAUAAAAGAGGCCAAUAUGUGUUUCUGGUUGUAUUUCUAACAUGGCUUCCUCAACAUACAUAUCCAAAAGGUGCUGUUCUCAGGGUUUUAGAUUGUGGAGGGGACUAUGCUUCAGGCCUCAGUGUCCUGAAGCAACAGUUUCGAGUACCAACUUAUUACACAAAGGCAACAGUUACACAUGUAGAAGAGUUGCUAAAGCAUGACAAACUAUCUGUAAAAGGAUAUAAUGAUUUGACAGAACAAAGUGUUUUUACUAUUGACCCCCCACAUGCAAAAGACCUUGAUGAUGCCCUGAGUAUAUGGAAAACAGGAGACAGCUUUGUGGUUGGUGUCCACAUUGCAGAUGUUGCUGCUGUUGUCAGGAAGGGUGAUCCUGUGGACAAGGAGGCUCAGCAGAGAGCUACAACCUUCUACCCAUCGUCAAACUGGAGAAGUCACAACAUGCUGCCUGAACCACUUAGCCAGGAAAAGCUGAGCUUAUUACCUGGCAAGGAGAGACAAGUCCUUUCUGUGUUGUUUGUUCUUGAUGGCAAUGGACUGGAUCUUGAAAAACCUGUUGUGAAGAAACACAUCAUUCGAUCUUGUCGCAAGUUUUCAUAUGACGAGGCACAGCUGAUUAUAGAUAAAAAAUAUGAUGACGUCAACUGUCCUUAUCAGCUCAAAGUCUGUAUCAAACAGCUUCACAAACUGUCACAGAAAAUUCGCUCAAAACGUUUGAAGAACUCCCGAUUCAAUGUGCCAUUCGAGGAUCCGAGAUUGCUUGACGUUGAGACACUCCUACAUGCUUUGGAGGCUCAUGCUCUGGUUGAAGAAUUCAUGAUAAAAGCCAAUCGGUUUAUAGCGUCAUGGUUGAUGGAACAUAACAGAGCCUGUGUUCCUCUUCGGUGUCAAGAUCCUCCGCCAGAAGAAGAGUUGGAGAAAUGGAUUCAAGAAGAAGCACAUAUCAUGGACUUGCUUGUUACACUGCAGGGAAAAAACAUUCAGGACAAGACAAUAGUCAAUGUUGACAAACAGUGUAAGACGUCGACUGUUCAUAGAACAAAGUAUGUCACAGUUCAAAGGAAUGUCUGGGGGAAAAUACUUGAAGCAGUCAGGGAAAAGGAUCUGCAGACAGUGCGAGGUCUUCUUUGUUGUGAUCAGCUACACCCCUUACAGUGUCUUGCUACAAGUCACUGGCUUGACAUUAUGGAAUCUGCUGUGUACAAAUGUUCUGGGUAUGGCACAGGGAAGGAUCUGCAGCACUACUCUCUGAAUAUCCAGCCAUACACUCACUUUACAUCGCCUAUACGAAGGUAUGUUGAUCUUAUCAACCAUCGUCUGGUACAUGCUGUACUUGAAAAACGGAAUACACCUCCGUACACAGUAGAAGAGAUGAACUCUCUUUGCUCAGAUGUCACCGAAGCGUGCAGGAGACAACGACGUUUUGGUAGAGCAUCUACAGGUGUCAAGCAGGCUGAACAGUUGGCCUCAGCACCAAUGGUGUUUGAUGCUGUUGUUGAUUCAGUGUGUGAUAGUCAGGUCACACUAUGUAUACCAUCACUGAAAAAGAUGACCCGCAGAAGCAAAGAACUGCAAUUCAAGCUGCUGGAUUUCUGCAGAAGACCUGAAGAAAGACGGUGCCCAGACAUUAACAAGACGAGUGUACGUGGGGCCUGGAACAAGAGAAUUUAUGGGGUAGUGACGCCAAGGGGCCGUCAGGAAACGAAAGCUUCACAAUCAAGCAACACACUAGGGACGGAGGAAGUGACAAUUGACUCAAACAUGCACACAGUACACAUUCAAAUAUCUGAUUUUGCCAAACUGUUGAAGGCUGUUUUUGAGAACCCUGAUAGGAUUAGUAGUGUAACAAGAACCCUAUCUCCAAAAGGAGAACACUGCUAUCUGAAUGGAACAGGGGUCCAAAAGGUGGUAGCUGAUUGUUGUGAGGCAUGGAACAUAAACCACCACUGCAGAUUUGGCUUCAAUUUCAGCCAAGGUCAGAUGUUGAGAGUGCAGAUGCAUGCUACUGCUGAUCAGGGAUCGCUCACACCAUAUGUACAGAUGUUCCAGGUGUGUGAAGACCUGAAUCUUUGCCUAAGUCAUUGGCAUGAUCCUGUUGACACCUUUGCCAAGUAUGUCAAGAGAUCUGUCAGAAAUCGUGAAUUCACAUCAACAAAGGAUUAUCAAAGGACAUGGCUACCACUUGUAGAAAUGGAAUCAGCUACUGGAGCUGUUGGUAGUGAGGGAACGAUCAUCUUAAAAAAUCUAAAUGUGAGAUUGGAGAGGAAAAAUGAUCUGAUAUAUGGCUGCUUUUCCUUGAACUCUGCGUUUUGUGAUGCAUGCACAAUUGAGAUAGAUGGGAAGAACUUUGAGGCCAUACAGAAAAUGAAAACUGGCGAGUCACCAUUUGAUGACAUUCCUAAACACGGAUCUUUGGAAUAUAUUUGUAUUCGAUAUACUCCAAAUGAUUUCCAAAGGAAGAGCUGUAUAUUUGAAGAUUCGUGUGUGUGGAUAGGACAUGCUGUUAUAAAGAAGAUUAGAAAAGACAUCAAAUCCCCACGUGAUGAUCAUGGACAGAUCAGAACAACAUUCCAGUUGAUGCCCAACUCUAUCCCUCCUCCUCGACACUUACUAGGAAAAGAAUUUUCAGCAUUGGUAGAAAUCAUCUUCAAAAGUGAAGUUGACAGGAGAAGUGAGCAGAUGCUGAGGUGUCUACAGGACAAUGAGGACAGCAAUUUGGCAACAAGCAUUGCUCUGAAGUUGAAGAGAAGGCCUCUAAGUUACGUUCGGCUUCAAGUGUGCAAGAAGAGUCAAUGUGAUAUUCUUCAAGGGGAACUGGUUGGUUCUGGCUACAUGCCUGCCAACAACAAGAACCAGGAGGAAGCUAUCAAGAGGGCUCUGGUAGAACCCUUCAGUCUCAUACAGGGUCCACCGGGCACCGGCAAGACGUACACAGGUUUGAAGCUGGUCUAUUUGUUCAACAAAAUCAACAAGGAAAUGCACAGCAAGGGUUAUGACAAGGAACAGAGGCAAAUCCUUUUCUGUGGACCUUCAAACAAGUCUGUUGACCUUGUUGCCAAGUACCUCAUGCAGAAGCUUGGAAAUCAGUGUCCGAAAAUCUUACGGAUGUACGGAAAGACAAUAAGAAACCAAGACUUUCCAAUACCAAAGCGUGACUUCAUCUCAAAACGAAGUACGAGGGGCCUCAAAUCCGAUGUUGACCUAAGAAGCAUCACCCUGCAUUAUGUCAUCAGACAGAAGGAAAAACCGUAUGCUGAGAGGAUUAAUGAAUAUGAUGCUAAGUUUGAAAAAGAUCCAGAGGGAACGAAUGUCAGCGUGAGGGACAUAAAAGACUACAAUCGUCUCGUUGAAAAAGCCGAGGAAGCAGAACUGCGGAUAUGCGACGUGAUCUUGUGCACUUGCGGAGUCUCUGGGAGCACAAAGCUUACAAAGAAACCUCAGAGCACAAAGCUUACAGAGCAGCCUCAGAGCACAAAGCCAACUCGGAUUUUCCAGUGUAUUAUCGAUGAAAGUGCCAUGUGCCCAGAACCACAGAGUAUGAUCCCGAUUGUUGCUACUGAGGCGGAGCAGGUGGUGCUGAUCGGGGACCACCAGCAGCUGAGGCCAAUUGUUAAGUCUACCCAUGCUGCACAGUUGGGGCUAGACCAGUCUUUGUUUGAAAGAUACAAAGAUGAGGCAUCUUUCCUCAACAUCCAGUACAGAAUGCAUCCAAAGAUAUGCAAGUUCCCAUCUGAUCAGUUCUACGAUGCAAAGUUAAUAACCGGACCAGAUCGGAUUGAAGAGGCCCGUUGGUACAUUGCCCCUAGGCAAGAGCUGUCCAUUUGGCCUGAGAAGACCAACCCCAAGGUGUUUUGCCACGUGGAUGGUGAGGAAACGACACUCACUGUGUCCACAGAAGAGGGCAAUGAGCAGUCCAAGUCUAACAUGAAAGAAGUAGAAAAAGUUGUGGAUGUGUUCCUGUACCUUGUGAAGACUGAGAGGAUUCAGCCCAAGAACAUCAAUGUGAUGUCACAGUACAAUGCGCAGCGCCAUGCCAUCAGGGAGAAACUGGAUCUCGCUGGUCCGUUUGAUCAUUUAAAUGUCCAGACAGUUGUUGCUAGUCAGGGGGGUGAGUGGGACUAUGUGAUCUUCAGCACGGUGAGGUCGCUUCCUCAUUACAAGAUAGAGAAGAACCCAACACGUGGCUGGUGCAAACACAACCUGGGCUUCAUCACUGAUGCUAACCAAAUGAACGUAUCUCUCACUCGAGCCAGAAAAGGACUGAUCAUCAUUGGAAAUUCCAAGUUGCUUCGUUGUGAUCCGGUAUGGGCGAAGCUCUUGAGCAAGUACAGUGAAGAGGGGGAGAACUGUUUUGUGCAGGCUGCUGACUUUCCCCCUCCAGUGCGAGCCAGGGGGCGAAACAGGGGGACUCCACGUCUUGGCAUGUCAGGAGUUCUGCCGAGACCUGUUUGACAGGAGCCUGUCUACGUGUGUGAGAAGACAGACAGCUCCUGCUAGGGCGUGUCUAAAAUACAUCUGGAUACAUCUGCGACAUCACAGAGAAGCCUUGUCAUCUUCAGGUGUAUCUGGUUGUGAAGCUGUAGAUGUAGAUACUGUAAAUACGGUAGCCAUAUACAUUAUGUAAAUACAUGUAUGUACAUAGCAAUAGCACUUCUAUAGAUGCUGGUUUCUUUAAAGGUUAUUUAUGAACAUGGUGUGGUAUUUUUCUUGUACAUGCCAACAUUUUAGCACCAUCCUAUGCAACAAUUAUACAUAUUACUACUGAUUUCAUGUCCUAAUGUUUUAUAUGUAUACCAUGCAUCGCACUGUUUAGUAACGACUAUAUGUUUAUAAUGUACAUAUUAAUGUAUAUAUACAUAAUGUUUACCAUGAGUGUGUAUCAUCACUAUUUCAUAGGGAUUCACAAAUCAAUGCUUAUGAUAUAGUCAGAAUCGUACAAUGUGCUCUGCUUUUAGCAGAGAUUUCUAAUGAUUAUAGAAAGAGUGUUGUGGCUUUAAUUUAGUUCACACUUCAAGCCACGUCGGCAGUACUUCAGCAAUAGUGUGAAUACGUGUACAUAUUUAUUCUAACCAUAGUGAACAAAUUUAAAUGUUUUUGUUCUAAAGAUGUUAUUUUUAUACUUUAGUUAGUGUCAGUUUCCUAUUUCAACUGUUAGAACUAUUUGUUCCUAUUAUUUGUGCAUUAAUAGUAUUAUUUGAAAGAUGACCUUUUGUGCCUGUAUUUUACACAUGUAGAAAUGCACAUAGCUUGUAUUGUAACACGAGACAAUGACAGUAUGUGUAACCUGGAAACAAGUGAGCAACAACCGUUUAAUAUUGUCAUAUAUCCAAUGUGUGUUUAUGUGUGCGUGCGUGCGUGCGUGCGUGCGUGCGUGCGUGCGUACGUACGUGUGUGUGUGAUGUACCUACUUGAUACAUCUCCAUACAGCAUUGAUCCAAGGUACAUACAUGUCUACAAGGACUCUGUAUGUUCCUCCAGAUGAUCCAGUACUGAGUCAUUACUAUGUGGGGCUAAGAGAAAGAGCAAUUGAAAGGAAGUAUAAUCAUUAUUGCAGGAUAAGAUGGCUAUUUCAUAUGGAAAGAUUGAGCGGGCGAUGCUGGCCUUUUUUCCAGGUGUAUAUCCUACUGUAGUGUAAGUUUCUUGACAAUCCCAUUAUGUUGAACUCUGUUAGUUAAUGCGACAUCACACGGAAGGUUGAAUGAUGAGAGUUGUAUAACACCAGGUGUGCCUUUUAAGACUUUUUUUUUUAGUGUGUUGUAAAAAACAAGACAAUAGUAGCUCUAAGCUCAGUUACCUCCCUUGAAUCAGGACGCUAUUGUCACGUGCUGAUGCCAUUUGUAUGAAAGUAUAUAUAGUACGACAGAUCACCUGACACGGUCGUUUACAGUGAGUGUGGCAUGUUCCCACAAUCAACGCUUAUAAAAGUAUAAUCGUAGUUGUAAUAUUGCUAGAACAUUUAACUUUACUGUGUAAGUCACGCCUCUAAAAGUAUGUUUUUUUCUCUCGAUGUAUAGGUAUAUGAUGGAUAUUUUGGGCAGCGAUAUAGGGUAUAUGUAUAUACACAUCAAGGUAAAGGUUGGUCAGAUAGUCUCAGAUACAUAAAGAUAGAUUAUAGCUUGUCCAUAUACAAAUCAUUCACGUGUGUACAAGGACACUGAUAUAUUUUCAUAUAUUUAUUAUAUUUUCAUAUAUAUAUUAUAUUUAGAUAUUUUUAUUUCUCUCUCUCUCACUCUUGAAAAUUGGAUUUGACCAAAACAUUCCAAGCGUUAUCAAAACCUUACUACGCUGAAAACAGUCGCCGAAACACUGCAAACUUAAGGGUCAAAACACAAAUAUGAUACCAGUAUCAAAUAUAUCAUCAUCAAAUAAGCAUUCUUGUUUGUUUCGAUUUUUUGCCAGCAUCUAAAAUGGAUAUACUUAAUUUUGCCCGGUAGUUUAUAGAGUCUUUAUAUAAGCCUUUUCCCCUGUACAAACACCAUGUAUCUUCUCAUGAACGACAGUGUCCCUAUUCCAUGCACGCGUCACUUCGGUCCUCGUCCACCUAUACAGGACUUUGGUAUUGAUCUGUCACUUAAACAUGACAUAACUCUCAGUAUUUAUAGCCAUGGACCCGUGAAGAUUCCGGGGUAGAAUAGGUCUUCAGCAACACAUGCUUGCCGUUUAAGGUGGCUAUGCUUGUCGUAAAAGGCGACUAACGGGAUCGGGUGGUCAAGCUCAC